Molecule: messenger RNA, 1284 nt
Organism: Penicillium macrosclerotiorum
Lineage: Eukaryota; Fungi; Ascomycota; Eurotiomycetes; Eurotiales; Aspergillaceae
Product: HSP70/90 family co-chaperone CNS1
Exons: 3
Coding region: 1-1284 (427 amino acids)
Biological process (GO): protein folding
Molecular function (GO): Hsp90 protein binding
Source: RefSeq, a predicted model, not a curated record
AUGUCGCGAAUCGAGGAACUUCCAGAUGACUUCGACGAGUCGCUCAAUCUCAACGAUGUACCUCCGGAGAUCGCCCAGAGCUUGCCACAGCCUGGCUUUGAUGGCUUCGCUGCGAACAAUGAAGCACCCUUCCCGAUCAAUCAAGAGAGGCUGAAGGAGUUAGAAAAGGACCCUUCUGCGCCAGAGCUUCCGCCAGCUAUUGCAGCAGUCAAGUCGAAUUCUAAGGAGGAGUUGCUCAAUAUGAUGAAUAAGACCCCGCUUUUCAUGACAGACAUUGAAAACGCGGGCGAUGAGAAUGGCGAAAAUGUUCUUUUGGACGCAUUACACGCCAUGCAAAACGAGGGUACCCGGGCCGAAGUUGCACAAAGUUUUAAGGAGCAGGGUAAUGAGGCCGUUCAAGAGAAGCGAUGGAUCGAUGCCAAGGAGAUGUAUACCAAGAGCAUCGCUGUCAUCUAUGCCAAGGAGGACAAGUGGGACAAGCCCGAGAACCUCCAAGUGGAGCAGAAAUUGCUUCGCCAGAUGGAGGAGCUGUCGCAUAUCAACCGUGCACUGUGCAACCUUGAGCUUGGUAACUAUCGCUCUUGCACACUUGACUGCGCAGCUGUCAUCAAACUCAACCCGAAGAAUGUCAAAGCCUAUUACCGUUCUUCCAUGGCACUGUUGAAGCUGGACAAGGUCAUAGAAGCCGAAGAUUGUGUCUCGCGAGGUCUGGCCAUCGAUUCUGAAAAUAAAGCCCUUCAGACUGCUUCGUCCAAAAUUUCUGAGCGGAAAGCUCAGGUUCAGCGUGUUGCUGCCAAGAAAAAGGCGGAGGAAGAGUUGGCGCGCAAACAAAACCUUGUUCUGAGCACUGCUUUGCGUGCGCGUCAGAUUCGUACCCGCAAGACGGAUCAACCUCCGGAGAUGGAAGAUGCCAAGAUUUCGCUGGUUCCCGACCCUCUCUCACCGGAGAGUACCGUUCAAUUUCCCGCCGUUCUUCUUUAUCCCAUGGAUGCUCAGUCUGAUUUCAUCAAGAGCUUCUCUGAGAUGCAUACUAUUGAGGAUCAUCUGGACUACAUCUUCCCCUUGCCGUGGGACACCAAAAAUGAGUAUUCGACUAAGAAUGUUGAGUGUUUCAUGUCCACUGUUUCAGGAGGUCUAAUCAAGGCUGGCAAGAGGCUGCCAUUAUUGCAGAUUCUCUCUGGCGGUAAGGUCGAGGUUGUUGAUGAGCUGGUCAGAAUCUUCGUUGUGCCAAUUUCCAAGACUGGUGCGUUCAUCGCGGAGAUGAAGGCUCGAAAGCAGGGUUGA